Molecule: messenger RNA, 819 nt
Organism: Rotaria sp. Silwood2
Lineage: Eukaryota; Metazoa; Rotifera; Eurotatoria; Philodinida; Philodinidae
Source: the annotation of a GenBank genome assembly
AUGCCCAUGGUUGAUGAAAAUGGUGAUCAACCACCUGUUGAAUUUAAUCGUUUUGGAAAACAUCGUUUUGUCAAUAAAUAUGAAUCAAUUUUGAAUUGUCCGGUGGAUUGUAAUACAAAAAAUUAUAUUUAUGUAUUGAUAUGUGUAUGCAAUGAAUUCGAUUUUAUUAGUGAAAGUAAAUUUCGUUUAGAAGAACGAUUAAAUAAUCAUUGUCAAAUUGCUAAUAAUGCAAUACGAAAAUUUUUGAUUGGUCAUGGUAAUCAUCGAAAUAGGCAACAACAUGAACCGUAUGGACUAUCGUCAAACAAGGAUAAUAUGUUAUUAUAUCAACAUACAAUGCAAUGUUCAGUUGCGAUACAAAUGUUUUUAGAAAAAAAUCCAGCAUAUUGGCCAUUUGUACCAAUGUCAAAUGAACAAGCAAAUCAGGAUAAUAUUUCUUAUCGAUCAAUACGUUCAUCAAUAACAACAACAACAAAUAAUGUUAAUCCAACUGAUGAUCCCGAGAUUCAAAAUUAUUUUGCUCAUUUACCACCACCACCUGCUGGUUUUAAAUUUUCUAAACGUCAAAUUGAAAAACAAAUUGAUAUUUUUCGAAAAAAUAUACUUAAUGAAACCUUUAAUAAUAAUGUCUAUGUUUAUAAUGCAGCAAUAAUAGCUGUUAUGCCACCUUUUACAACAGAUUUAUUUCGUCGUAUUAUUCAUUAUUUAUUUGUUACGCAUACUGAAGCGAAAUUAAAUACAUUCGGUCAUAUAUUUAUGAAUACCGAUAACAUUCGUUUAAGAAAUGGUCUUUGGUGUGCUAAAUUAAAACCUCGUUAA